GGGUUACCGUUCAACGAAUUAAACCUGCAAUAGUAAUCAUAUAAACCGAAGUGUGUUUGUUGUGUCGGGGUGUUUAUAGCCGCGAAUUACUGGGAGAAUUUGGCGGUAAAUAAAAUUAUAUCCUUAAUUUUGUUCGGCAGUAUCGCGCAUUCAUCCCCAUCAGUCGUGCCUCGUUUAUUCGGGUAAAAUUGAAAAAAAAAAUAAGGGUGUAAAAAAAAGGCGCGAGGAUCAAUUGCCGCAAGUAUUAUUUCAUCACAUAUGCGUUACUUUAUCUACGAAACGCGCCCAACACACGUCCGUUAUCCGUAUAUAUAUAAUAAAUUUUUGUCCGCAUACAGAAAGUGUGAAUGAACGAGCGCCGUGACGUACCCGCAUCGAUCGAUUUGCCUUAAAAUAACCGCGGCGUGUUUUGAACCCUGCCAAUCGCACUGCAUGUAUACAUAAUUCGCGUCAUAGCUACGUCGCUGAAUCGGGGUUGAGGCAGGUCCUUCUCACUCGAAAACCCUGGGCUACGACGCCGCUGGCGAAGAGGAUAAGGAAGGCCGGCUUCUCGCCCACCUCGAGACCGGUCGCAGGGACUUCGGAGGGCUUGAAGGGUGCGCACGAGGAGCCGCCACUCGGUCGGCUCAAGUAAAACACCCUAAAGCGACCCCGUUCGCCGGGGGUUAAUCCGUCACGACGGCCGAUGUCAGGAUGCCGGAGCAAAGCAACGACUACAGGGUCGUCGUCUUCGGGGCCGGUGGGGUCGGCAAGAGUUCCUUAGUAUUGCGCUUUGUCAAGGGCACAUUCCGCGAGUCCUACAUACCCACCAUCGAGGACACCUACAGACAGGUGAUAAGCUGCAACAAAAACAUUUGCACGUUACAAAUCACAGACACGACUGGAUCCCAUCAGUUUCCAGCAAUGCAGCGGCUCUCCAUAAGCAAAGGUCACGCCUUCAUCCUCGUUUACUCAGUUUGCUCGAGGCAAAGUCUAGAAGAGCUUCGACCAAUCUGGGCAGUGAUCCGGGAGCUCAAGGGUCAAGACGUAUCUCAGAUACCGAUUAUGCUGGUGGGAAACAAGUGCGACGAGAGUCCGUCGGUCCGCGAGGUGUCGAUGAGCGAGGGCGCAGCAGAGGCGGCAAAUUGGGGUUGCGGCUUCCUCGAGACCUCGGCGAAGACGAAUCACAACGUGAACGCGCUCUUCCGAGACUUGUUGACAUUGGAGAAAAAUCGCACGGUAUCCCUGCAGCCGGUUCAAAGCAACAACGCGAUAAGCCUUAAGGAGAAAUGUGCCGUUAUGUAAUUAAGUUGUAAGUCGCAUUACAAUGAUAAUACGCAAACGGUAAACACAACCGCCUUGCGUACGUGUGUGUCUGUGUGUGUACAACACGACGCAACACAGAGAUGAGCCCUGCGAUUCACCCCCGGAUCAUCGGUUUUCUCCCAGCCGUUUUCUCCUCUUCUGAAAGAUUUAUUCCUGUAUAAAUUAUUUCAUUUAUCCUGCGGAUUUACAUAACACUUAGAAUGUCGCGAACCCCGCGACUAAUUGUAAGCAGCGAAUAAAUAUAGUCUAGGUUGAGGUAGGUUCUCGACUUCAUAGGCAUACCCGGUAUGAAUUAUUCAUGGGCUACCGUGUAUACCGUGUAUCAUAUCUUUUACAAACUAUGUAGAUAUUCGAUCACGUGCCGGAGUUGUAUGCGGAAAACGUAUUCGCUGACAGAGCAUAUAAGAAAAGUACCUAUCGGUGACGAUAAGUGGAGACGACUACGUUUCCUUGUACUUCGUUAAUUAGAACUUGCGGUUUAUUCUCAAAUUACAAAUAAUCCCGUCGUUGACUAACUUUUCUUUUUCACAUCUGCAAGAUAUAUUUCAUUCCUGUAAUUUGAUGAAUAAAAAUUAUUUGCGGGGGUGUGAAUGUGGGGCGAAGGAUAUACGUGAACGAAAUGAAGAAAGAACGCGACUACGUGAAUAUUUAUAUAAAAUGUUAUGCGUAUAUGAAUCACGUGACAGUAAUCGGUAGAAUAAGAAAAAACCACAAUAAUAAAUAAUAGUAAUAAUAAUAAUGAUACUAUCAGUAACAAUAGUGAUAAUAAUAUAUAAGGUAAUGGGACAUAUAAUACAGUAGGUCACUCGACAUAUUACGUAAUAUUUAAUUAUAUCGUACUUAAUUAUGUUAUAACCAACCCCGUAUGAACUUACAUGUAACUAGAAACUAUCCGACCCAGGUUUAGGCAAAUAUUGUUACAAUUUCUUUCAUGAAUUAUUAAUUAUUGUGAUCUCCGCGUUUUUGAUCUGACUAAUCGAUUUCUUAUCAAUAAUCCCUCAACAUUGAGUUAAUAUUCUUUUUUUUUCUUCAAAAAACUACUCAACAACUCGCGUAUUGGGAUCCAACAUGUGAUCUUGUUGACUUAAUUUUGUAACAUCAAGUUGACGUGUUUUGAAAAAUGUGACUAAAAAUUAUCAUUACAAUUAAAUUCGAUUUCUAGCUCGAGUAGUGUGUUAUGCAUAUUUUCCAUCGCCAAAUGGCGCCAAUUCCGAUAUUUUGCAUCUCACCAUUUUCUAAAUUAUAUUUCUCGAGUAAAUAAUUUAUCGGUGUAUUAUAGAAUAAUCGAUAUUAUAACACGUAGCAUAGUCGAAUUCAGAGACGACGACACAAUUGGAUGCGGGUAAAUUAUCAUACAUGCGUGUCGCGUGAUAAAAAUUUCGUAGUUCUUCUAAUUACUACUAGACGACGAAUUCUAUUUAACCUGAGAGGUAAAAUAAAAAAAAAAUAAUAAUAAUAAUUCCAAUCGGAAACACUGCAUCAUUCGGGUUUAAUAAUUUAUAACGUUAAACGUAGUAAUGCAUUUUACCCUUGGUCAUUUUGGAGGAAAAACCCGCUGUAAAGUUUGAGCGUAAACACUUGCUCUUGUCUGUAAUUGUAGUUGAUAUAUAUAUUUAUCUAGCGUGACGUUAUAAAAAAAAAGGAUAAACAAAUAAGCAAAAACAGCGAUUAUAACAGCGACGCAAUUUUUUCCAGUAAAUUGCAGUAAGAAGAUUAAAAAAUUGUUACAAGAUUGGUUUUUGUUGAAUAGUUGUAAGGUUUUUGUAUAAUAAAUAACGCGCUAUUAGGGGUUUCUUAUAUAAUUAUAUAAACUACAUAAAUAAUAAUAUUAUUAGUAUCAAUAAUAAAAUAGUAUAAAUAUAGUUUAUGUAUUACGUCAUAGAAUAGAAAUUUAUAAAAUACGUAAUUACUACUUAUAUUUUAAACGCCAUUCGAACGCAAUAGAAGUAUGUAAUACACAUAUAUAGAGCGAAUUAGCAGAGUGCAGUAUAGAGUCUUGAAUAGAGCACUGUACCUAUAAAUACGGACUUAGCGGGCUGUUACGGAUAUUUAAAAAAUUUACAAUCUCUAUCUUAUGCAGUUAUUACAGUUUAUAAACGAGUCGCAAAGAGCUGAUGUGCGGUUAUACUAGUCGCUGUAUUACACAUACACGAAGGUUUACGUAACAUGUGGCUUAUACGUGUCUGUUUGGUUUCUCAUCGUUUUCUCGUAUGUAUAUAUUAUAUAUAUUAUGUAUAUUAUAUAGAUCAACGUGAUUUUUUAAAUCUAUAUUAUAUAUGUAUAAUAUUAUACAUGGCGUAAGAUAUUUUUAAAGAGCGGACUUCACACAUAACGCGAUUGAGGUUUAUUUUUUAUCAAUUGCUGCGCUGUAUCUACGCUUUGAUUCUUUGAAGAACAAUUUUUUUUUCUUUGUCCACCUUGACUUCUUACCUGCAUAAAAUGUUGUUGCAUAACUAUAAUGUACGCAUGUACUUGCUGCAAUCAAAACUGAAACAUGCGCGCGAUGUCUUCUACGUCGGUAUAACUGCAUAUUUGAAUUCCUGAAUUUAUUAACAACGACGAACUCGUUAUAUUACAUAUUGUUGUAAUAUCAGUUCUUUCCGAAAUUUACAAACGAUGCUAUCAUAUCUUAUUACACGUAUAGGUAUAGUUCUUUAUAUAUACAUACAACGUAUAUUAUGUUAUAUUAUACACGAACUCUCAGUGAAAACAAUAUUUUCAACUUUCAUUAUUUCUUCAUACGUGUUGCACACUUUUUCAACCAUAUUUGUAUGAUUGUAUAUUUUAUACAGUAUACGCGGCCUACAACGUCUAUAGAGUCGAUAAUUUCUAUCCGCCGAAUGUUGAACUAUAAUAGUUAUUAUGAGAACAAGCGAAGGAAAUGAAGAACGAAAAAGAUAGAGAAUCAACGAUAAAACAUAAAGCGAUACAAAAAUGAAUUUAAAAACAAAAUACGACGAUUUAAUAUCUAUUACAUACAUUCAUAGAUAUGAUAAAUUAUACCUUACAAAUAUAACGCAAUUACACGUCGCUAAAGAAUGGAUUUUAAUCACUAUAUGAUACUAUUAUAGCAAAUUAACGAGUAAUACAUAUCUGAUAAUAUUCCGUACCCAUUGUUUGGUACCUGCGUGUGCCACUGUACAAUUAUAGUAUUUACUAUACCAAAUGCACAAAAGAAUUAAGAGAACAAAAGAGAAGGGGCACCAGAAUUCCGAAGAAACGACGAGGGUGAAGAUAAGAAUGAAAAUGAGUUGCACAUGCCAAGAAUGAAAUUAAUUUAAAAUAUACAGAUGUUCUGAUCUCGGGGCCAAUUGAGAGUAAGGAGAUGACGUGAAAAAAAAAAUAUAUAUAUAUAUAUAUAUAUAUAUUCUCGACAUAUCCAAGGGAGGACCUGCACUACGAUAUACAUAUAAUAUAUGCAUAGGUAUGGAAAAUCGCGGGCGCGUUAAAUCUGUAAUGCCUAUAUAACUAUAUACAAAUUAUUAUUAUACUUAUAAAUUCACGUUAUCAAUAUAUAUUUAUACAUAAUAUGAGUAAUUGUAUUAUUAUUUUAUAAAUGGUUUCUUUCCAAGAUUAUUUAUAUAUGUAUUCAGUUUAUCGUUAAUCUGUGCAUACAUAUAAUAGUUACAAUAUCUGUGUAUUAUAUUAUUUCCUCAAACUUAAUGCAUUAGCAUUAAUAUACUGGAUCGUUUCGCGGAAAUGUAGCAUCAACAAUUUGGCGCAAGCAGGGCAAAUAGACGCCUGCGUUUAUGCAAUUCAAAAUGGGGAUAACGAAAUCCGCCUAAAUUUAUGCAAUUCAGGAUGCAUUUCACACAAAUGUACUUCAGGUUGCAUAUAUAUAGGCGGAUCCUUUCCUUGUUAAAUUGCUUGUACCAGUGACAUUUCCACGAAAAUACGAAGUAACCUGGUAUCGGUGUGUAUAUUUAUGUUACGUACUCUUGUGCACAUCCUCUCCUCAUCUUCACGGUAUUUUUAUAAAAUUCGAGCUGUGCUGCACAUCGUAUAACCCCCCUCCCCCCCCCGGCCCGGACUCGGUAGCGAUUAUCCCGUUGAUUGCUCCGGUAUCUGAAAAAUAUCAUUUCCGCUCGAACAACAUGAAACGAAUAUACAUAGAAUAUACACAAUGCUGAAGCAUCACCGUUAAAGACCGUCACGCACGCACGUGCGAGGUAUUGGUACGAAACCUGAAGGAAAUUUAUAUCUCAUAGUUGAAAGAUUAUAAGAACCUUGUUAUUGUGAACAGAUAGCUGCUGAAUAUAGUAGAGGUGAAAAAUAAUGAAAAUGAUAAAAAAAAGGAAAAAAAAAAAAAAUAAUAAACGAAUAAAUAAA
Messenger RNA from Neodiprion virginianus, 5634 nucleotides. Its product is annotated as GTP-binding protein Di-Ras2. The record is from RefSeq and is a predicted model, not a curated record. The coding region runs from base 694 to 1284 and encodes 196 amino acids. Gene Ontology annotation, cellular component: plasma membrane. NCBI's taxonomy places the organism in Eukaryota, Metazoa, Arthropoda, Insecta, Hymenoptera, Diprionidae. Gene Ontology annotation, molecular function: GTP binding; GDP binding; GTPase activity. Gene Ontology annotation, biological process: signal transduction. The transcript is spliced from 3 exons.